Messenger RNA from Cercocebus atys (sooty mangabey), 512 nucleotides. RefSeq names its product ribosomal protein, large, P2 (gene RPLP2). The transcript has 5 exons. The coding region runs from base 128 to 475 and encodes 115 amino acids. NCBI's taxonomy places the organism in Eukaryota, Metazoa, Chordata, Mammalia, Primates, Cercopithecidae. Gene Ontology annotation, molecular function: structural constituent of ribosome. Gene Ontology annotation, biological process: cytoplasmic translational elongation. Gene Ontology annotation, cellular component: cytosolic large ribosomal subunit; ribosome. The record is from RefSeq and is a predicted model, not a curated record.
CGGGUCCCGGAGGCUUCUGGGUAGCGGUUUACCCCCGCCCCUUGCAUCGGCGCCUUCCUUUUCCUCCCUGACACCGCCGAGGUCGCACGCGUGAGGCCUCUCCGCCGCCGCCGCAGACGCCGCCGCGAUGCGCUACGUCGCCUCCUACCUGCUGGCUGCCCUCGGGGGUAACUCCUCCCCCAGCGCCAAGGACAUCAAGAAGAUCUUGGACAGCGUGGGCAUCGAGGCGGACGACGACCGACUCAACAAGGUUAUUAGUGAGCUGAAUGGAAAAAACAUUGAAGACGUCAUUGCCCAGGGUAUUGGCAAGCUUGCCAGUGUACCUGCCGGUGGGGCUGUGGCCGUCUCCGCUGCCCCAGGCUCUGCAGCACCUGCUGCUGGUUCCGCGCCUGCUGCAGCAGAGGAGAAGAAAGAUGAGAAGAAGGAGGAGUCUGAAGAGUCAGACGAUGACAUGGGAUUUGGCCUCUUUGAUUAAAUUCCUGCUCCCCUGCAAAUAAAGCCUUUUACACAUA